Molecule: messenger RNA, 1173 nt
Organism: Monosiga brevicollis MX1
Lineage: Eukaryota; Choanoflagellata; Craspedida; Salpingoecidae
Exons: 11
Coding region: 1-1173 (390 amino acids)
Biological process (GO): tRNA splicing, via endonucleolytic cleavage and ligation
Cellular component (GO): lysosomal membrane
Molecular function (GO): nucleic acid binding
Source: RefSeq, a predicted model, not a curated record
AUGGCGGGGUGCAGGCGUUGGUUGGGGUUGAGGCGGGCGUUGGUUGUGGGGUUGGUUGUGGUGGUCUUGGUCGCUCGCGUGGGGGUUGCGGCCGCCGGUGCAGAUGACGACGAUGACGUGGAUGGCAAUCAGUGCCAAAAUGUGACUUUUAAGCACGGCAACGUACGCUGCAAGUGCACCUGCCCCGUCGUGGCCACUACUCUGAACAGCACGGAGGGCCUCAAGGCCUCGAGCUGCGAUGUCAGCCGCAAAAACUACGACGCUGGCGACAAAACCGUGUGUGGAAAAGAAACCUGUGUAAGCUGCAUCAAUGACCGUGUGACCAAGACGGAGCGUGAGUGCUCCUACACCAUCGUCGUUUCAGACGAGUCGCAGUGCUCUUGCCAGAACGUCAUGCCGAGCAAUCAAGGCCCCAACGUGACGGAUGCCACGGCUUCCAUGUGUGAUCUAUGCACGUGUACGUACGAGGCCCGCAACACACACCUUAUCAAGGGCACGGUCAUCUCCUUCAUGGUCGUGGCCAGUCUUUUGGUGUUGGUGGCUUGUAUCAAUGCCUUGCCACGUCGUCGUCAGAUGCCCCUGGUCUUGAUGCCUCGCCUUUCCAAACCGGCCCCUUUUCUUUCAUUGGGCCUAUUCUUCAAGAUUUGGUGGGUCUCUUUCGAUUCAAUCCACAUCGAGAUGUUGUUCAUGUAUUGCCGUCGACGAGACUGCCCCGAGACAGAUGAUGCAGUCCAGAACGUUGAGCAGACGCACACUCUGGCCAUCAUCGCCAAGCGGCGGGAUGAGCUGUGCCGGUACGCCAGAGAGGACCCGCGUCUCGCCACGGCUACCCUGCUCACCUACGUCGACUUGUCCGAAGCCAAAAAUUGGCGCAGCCUUGAUAUCCGUCACCAUGAACGCUUGCGGCUGGUCUACCUGGUUGGGCGAAUGGGUUUGAAGAAACCGUUGGAAGUUAUAAUUCCAGCUCUGGCUGAUCGGGAUCUCCAGUUACAAACCAUGCACCAGUACUAUACCGAAAUCACCGACCCUAACAGCGAGCUCAAUACGCCCAUUCAGAGCUUUGUGCUGGGUAUCAUGGCCGACGACUCGACUGUGGUCUACUAUCGCUUCUCCCAAGGCCUACAGGCCCCGCCUGAGAGCUUGAUUAUGCAAGCCACAGCCGACGACGACUAG